Messenger RNA from Bactrocera neohumeralis, 6583 nucleotides. It is a transcript of the gene CLIP-190, whose product is annotated as restin homolog. The coding region runs from base 345 to 6140 and encodes 1931 amino acids. The transcript is spliced from 17 exons. The record is from RefSeq and is a predicted model, not a curated record. NCBI's taxonomy places the organism in Eukaryota, Metazoa, Arthropoda, Insecta, Diptera, Tephritidae.
UGUCAGUUUCAUUUUCUAUUAACUUAUUAAUUGUGAUUUUUGUUUGGCAGACUAAUUAUCCAUCAUAACGCAUAGUAAUAUUUAAAUAAAAUUAUAUCGUGCUGUUUGUUAAAAAGUCGGGAAAUUUCCUUACCGCUUAAUCGGUUGGUAAAUUCUGCAAAACGGUAACAAAGUGCUUAAAAUAAAUGUGCAAAUCUCACUCCCGAAUUAUAAAGAAUGCAAAUUGACAUCAAAGUAAAGUGUUUAGUGAAUUAAAAUCGCAUAGUAGAAAUAUGUGUGUGGAGUAAAUAAUAAAAAGAAAUUAAUAAUAAUAUUAGCAAUAAUUCACCCUAUAAAUUAUAAAAAUGAGUGAUGAUAAAAGUAAUUGUGAGAUGCCGCCACCAAUGUCAUCUUCGUCUGAAACUGCUCCACCCACCGACGGUGAUACGUUGUUGCUAUCAAAUGGCCAAUCUAUACCGAAUGCAACACCUUCACCAGUCGAACCAGCAGCUUCUGCACUAUCAACGCCUACUUUAUCAAUAACUGGAGGACCCACGAGCCGUUUAAGAGCACCAACUAAUUACAGUAGUGACGUAGCUGUAAGUGUUUCAAAAAUUGGUCGACUUUGUUCGCACGCCGCGCCGAAAACAGGCCCACCACCCCGAGAUUCAAAAAGCAUGAGUCGUGAAAGCGAUGGCAAUUUGAGCUCUAUUAACUCAGCAUACACAGAUUUGUACCAGGAGACUGUGAAGCGCUUUACACGGUCCUCACUUUCCCCUGAAAUGGAUCAGUACUUAUCGUCACGUAAUUCAUCUAAAACUACUACGACAUCCCUGAAAUCUGGGGAUGGUGAUCACCACACCUCUUUCGAUUUGUAUCUUGAAGCCACCGGGCGCCGCCGCAGUUCAGAUCAUGGUGCCGUUCUAACACAAGAUACAGAACAGUUUAUAAUUGGUCAGAAAGUAUGGGUAGGCGGUAUUCGUCCCGGACAAAUUGCUUACAUUGGCGAGACUCAUUUUGCACCCGGGGAUUGGGCUGGGAUUGUAUUGGAUGAACCGAACGGUAAAAAUGAUGGGUGCGUCGCUGGCAAACGUUAUUUCCAAUGCGAACCAAGGCGGGGUAUUUUCUCGCGCUUAACACGUCUCACAUUGGCACCACUUUCUGGGGCAAAUACGCCGACCUCGCCACUUGCAAAAAUGUCUCCAGAACGUUCACGUACGGUGUCACCAACUGCCAGCAUACGCAGUUCAUUUCUACGUAGCCCGGGAAAAAAUGGCUUGGCAGUUGGCGAUCGCAUUAUUGUGUCGUCUGGCUUCGGUAGUCGUCCAGGUAUAUUGCGUUAUUUGGGUGAAACGCAGUUCGCUUCAGGCAAUUGGUGUGGUGUGGAAUUAGACGAGCCUUCUGGUAAAAAUGAUGGCUCCGUCGAUGGUAUAAAGUAUUUCGAAUGUAAGCCGAAAUAUGGAGUGUUCGUGCCGAUUGCCAAAGUAUCACUUUCGCCAUCAUCCAAAAAGUCUCGUCUAUCCCGAACAGGCUCUCGAGAAUCUCUCAACUCAAUUGGUACUAUAAACAGCAUCGCAACAACAAAUACAUCUCGCUUGCGCAUGAAUGCUCAGCGCAAAUCUUUGUCAAUCAAGCCGGUCGUUGCCGCGCCUAAAUCGCAAUAUUCCAUGCAGGAUUUACUACACGAGAAGCAGAAGCACAUUGAGCAAUUAAUGAUCGAGCGAGAGUUGGAUCGUGAGGACUGCCAGAAUCAGGCGCUACAAUACCAGAAGAAUAUAAACGAGUUGAAGUCCCGAAUAAUUCAAUUGGAGCGCUCACUGGAUGAUGAACGUAAAAAAUCGGAAGAUUUGCAAUUCUCUAUCGAUGAAGCUACGUACUGUGGUAACGAUGUCCAAACUCAUGUAUAUAGGGAAAAAAUUCAGGAAUUGGAGAAAAAAUUAACAGAUCUUUCUACAGAAACAGACUCCGCUAAAGAUACCUCUACUGCCAUUAAUGCGCCGACUGAAACAUCCAUUGCCGAGAACGCCAAAAUUACAUUACAAUUACAACAACAAAAAGAGGAAUACGAAGCUCGGCUCGUUAACGCUGAAGAUGAGCAAAAAAGAUUGCAGGAAAAUAUAGUAUAUCUUCAAAAGGAAAAUGAAGGAUUGCAAAAAGAACUGGUGUACAAAGAUGAGAGUCUUGAAAAAUUCUCAUUAUCAGCAUGUGGCAUUCAGAAUCUGCGUCAUGAAUUGGAUCUGCUUAAAGAAGAAGCAGAGAAGGAGCGUCAGCAGUUGCAAACCGAUUUUACUCUUAAACUGGAGGAGAAGGAUAUGCUAUUAAACACAUUGCGCUCUGAACUUACUGCUCAGAAAAAUGCUCUAUCUACGGUAGAAAUCGAACGUUCUAAUAACCAAGAUGAAUAUGAGAUUUUACAAACAGAAUGCAAAAAUCGUGAUUCACAAUUGCAGGAUGUUAAUGAGCAAUUAGCGAAGUUGAAAUCGGAAUUAAGCAUGCAAAAAGCAGAGAAUGUGACACUAGAGGAACUAGUUAAAGUACAGCAAGACAAACUUUUGCAGGAGAAAAAGCAAAUGACUGAAAUUUUGCAAGAAGUCGAGAAAUUGAAAAAUGAGAUAAUAAGUUUGCGAAAUACUAAAGACUCCGCAGAAAUACAGCUUAGAGCAGUCAAUGAAGACGUGAAAAAAUUGACUGAAUCGCAGAAGACCUUGGAAGAGCAGUUGUCGGCUGCAACAAGUGCAGAUCAGGAGCAUAUAGAUGCUAUUACACAAUUAGAUAUUGUCAUAGAAGAUAUGAAAAAAAAAAUUAAUGAUGCUACAGUAGAAAAUGAUCGUCUAAAUGCAGAGCUUAGAAAAGAACAAGAAUUGAAAAUUAUUGCCGCCGUUACAGAAGGAGAACUUCGUAAGCUUUUAAAGGAUCAGCAACAAGAAUAUACAGAAAGCCUAGAAGAAUUAAAAAAAUCGAAUACAACUCUCACCGAAAAUCGAGAAAGUGAUCAACGAAAAUUACAGGAAUGUCUAGAUGAAAAAAUGAAAAAGAUUGAGGCUCUUAACAUCGAGGCUGGUCAGUUAAAACAAGGCUUAAAGCAACUUGAAUCGAAUUUUUCGAUGACCGAACAAGAAUUGAAUUCAAAGAUCGAAGAAUUUAAGGUAAAGGAGCAAACCCUGCUGGAAGAUUUAAGAACUAAAGAAAAUGCUUUAAAGUCUCAGGCGGAGGCAUGUGCGAAUCACGAUCGUGUAAUAGCAGAAAAAAUAGAGUACCUUAAUACGACCAUGAGUGCGCUUGAAACCGCAAAUAAUGACUUAAAUCAACAAAAGCAAGAGCUAGCGCUAACUUUAAACAAAUGUUCUGAUUUAAACAUCGCAAAUAAAAUGCAAGAUGAGCAGUGUGCGCAGCAACAACUUGAAAUCGGAAAUUUGACGCGCAAGCUAGAUAGCCUCAAUACAAAAUGUGAAAGUCUGAAAACUCAAAAUGAGACUCUUGAAAAUGAACUUAAUUCUUCCCGAUCAAUUAUUUGUCAACUUGAGGAUGAGAUUAGUAGACUUAAAGAUCAACUCGCGAUGUAUCAGAAGAAUUUACUAGAAACUGAAGGAAGAAAUAAUGAUGAACGGUUGAAGUUAGAAAGUCAGAUAGAAGAGAUUAUUCAAAAAUGUACAAAUUUUUCAAAAGAUUUGGAAGAAGAGCGCGCAAUCACUGAGCAAACACGCAGCGAGAUAUCAAAAAAAAAUGAGCAAUUGACUGUUCUUGAGGAAAAGAGUAUUAAACUCGAGCUGACACUCAGUGACGAAAAACGUAAGCAGGAGAAUUUGCAAAGCAAAUAUGAAUCUAUGGUUGAGCAGAAUAAAACACUUGAAAAUGAUUUGAACACACUCCGUACAUCAUCUACAGAUUCAAACACUGAACUUUUGAAAAUGUCACAAAUGGUGACACUAAAACAAAAGGCUUACGAUGAACUAUUGGAUAAAACUAGCAUGGAGCGCAUUAAUCUCGAAGGACAGUUGGAGGCCAGUCAACAACGCCUAGAUAUAUUGUGUAGCCAAGUAGAGAUGCUUACGCAGGAAAUGAAAAGUGCUACCGAGGAGAAUAUCAAGCGCGUAGAAAUUCUUAAGCUGGAACAAGAAAAAUGUGGUAAACAGGAGCUGGAAUUAAGCGAGUUAUCACGCAAAUUUGAAGCACUUUCUGCGAAAUAUACGAGAAUAGAGAAUGAAAAUGAGAAUCUUCAAAGAGACUUGGCAACCCUGCGAAACACGUCAACCACUUCUGGUGCACUUGUAACCAAAUUGACUGAGGAGCUUACUCAAAACCAGAAAACUAUGCAGGACUUAACAGACAAAUCAACUGCUGAUCGCUUGCAACUUAGCAAUCAAUUGCAGGAGCUAGAACAGCGACUUGAAGCUAAACUUCGUGAAACGGAUCUGUUAAGAAGUGAAUUGCAAGAAGCAAUAAAAUCAAAAGACAAACAAGCAGAAGAGUUUGAAUUAUUGAAAUUUGAAAUGCAAGCACAGUCAACAUGUCUGUUAGAUAUCUUGAAGGAGAAAGAAUCAACCGAGCAGAAAAAAAUUAUCGAAAAUUUCCAAGCGCAGCUAAGGGAUGCAGAGCAGAGUAAGGCCAAGUUAGAUGAGGCUAUUUCCAGUCUACAACAACAAAUAAAACUUCUACAAGAUGAAUUACUAAAAUCUCAACUCGAUUUUAAAGCAAAGGAGGAUGAGCUAGGUAAAAAAAUAAUUAACUUAUGCAACGAGGGUGAAGAGAUACGUGAGGUAUUACGUCAAACCAAAUUGGAUGGUUCAAAUUCACUCAGCACUUUAGAGUUAGAAAAGUUGGAACUACAUAAGACAAUAGAGAGUUUGCAAUCAGAACUAAAAACAAUCGAAGAUGAACUGAGAAAAAGUCGUAGUGAAAUCGAACAGUUAAAAAAAGCAAAGUCAAGCGUACUUCACGAUGCCAAGGAGUUCCAAAAUCAAAUUGAAUCAUUGAAAAGUGCAUUAGAUGUUGCGAACACUGAAGUCCAAUUUAGAACGAAAAUGGCAGAAGACGAUAAAAGUAAGAUAGAGGAAUUGAGGAAAAUGGUGGACACAGUGCAAGCAGUCAACACAAAUAUUUCAGCAACCAAUGCGGAGAUGUCGCAUGCACUGCUGUCCUUAGAACAAGAAAAAUGUGAAACAGCCCAUAUAUUCGAACUUUUUGAAAUGGAAUCUGAUCAAAAUAUGGAAAAAAUUGGUGAAAAACUUGUCGACAUGAAGCAGAAAUUAAUUGAUGCGCAAGCUCAUAUUGAACAAAAAUCGGCAAUUAUAACGGAAAAAGAAAGUGAACUGUCGAGUAUCUUGAUUAAAUUUGAAGCAUCACAAACGGCUUUAGUAGGAUUACAGAGCACAUUAUUAGAUCAGACCACAAAAAUCUCUGAAUUGAAUACUGCAAAUACGGAAUUAGAAAAACUAGUUUAUGAAAAAAAAGAUUUAUUAGAACAACAAGCAGCCUUGCGAAGUCAACUCGACGAAUACAAACAAGUAGUCAACGAAAUGGAUAAUGAAAACACGGCUAAGAACGAAGCGCUACACAAGCUGCAGGAACGUGUUAAAGAGUUAGAAGAAGAAAACUUGCGCAAUAUGGAAUUUCAAGAAAGUUUAAAUAGUGAUAACGUUAAAAUACAACGAAAACUUGAGAGUCUUGAUUUAGAAAAAACUCGUGAAAUAGUUGCUGCACAAAGUCGUAUCAAUGAAUUACAAGCAUUGAAAGAAUUGAAACCAAAUAAUUCAGCAACUGCUGAUGUGCCAAAAGAGGGUGAAGAACCAGAAGGCAACUUAGCACAAAUCAACUUCCUGAAUUCUAUAAUUGCGGACAUGCAAAAGAAAAAUGACUCUUUAAAGGCUAAGAUCGAAGCACUAGAAGCGUUACCCACAGACUUUACUCAACCGAAAGCUUUUGAAUUAAUCGCUAAGCGGAAACCAGCUCCUCGUGUUUUCUGCGAUAUUUGCGAUGAAUUUGACAAACACGAAACCGAAGAUUGCCCUCUUCAAGCAUCCGAUGAUCGAGACUACUCACCUCCACCGUUGACCGCAGCGACAGAAAGGAAGGUCCGGAAAUUACCAGAACCACGAAAAUACUGUGAAACCUGUGAAGUUUUCGGUCACGUAACGGGUGAAUGCGCUGAAGACGAGUGGUAGCAAAACUUUAUUUACUAUAUACAAAUGUAUUAUAGUAUGUUUAUCUACUAACUAACGAUAUUGAACAUUUCGACUUUUUCAAUAUGCAUACAUAUGUGUAUAUUUUUAAAUAUUAUGCGUUUGUGAUAAAUAGUUGAGGACUAAACCUUAUUGUUUGCUACUCAUGUGCGUGUACAUAUGUACAUAAUUCUCUUCUUUCACUUAGUCAUACAAACACUUGUAAAGAAGUAUAGCUAAAAUUUAUAUUUGUUGAUUCUAAUAUAAUUUUAUAAAUUCUUUAACUAAUACAAAUUUUAGAGUUGCAAAGAACUAAAGAAAUAAAAACACUCUUUGUGUCAUUACUAUUACUUUAAAAUAGCUGCUUAAAACUAGUUUGUUAUUUGUAAUUUUACACGCAACAUGUAACAAAAUACAAAAUAUAUUUUGUUGUUAAUCGCCGAUUA